Messenger RNA from Caenorhabditis angaria, 4325 nucleotides. NCBI's taxonomy places the organism in Eukaryota, Metazoa, Nematoda, Chromadorea, Rhabditida, Rhabditidae. The record is from the annotation of a GenBank genome assembly.
AUGCGAAAGCAUAAAACAUCGGAUCAACUGAAUAGCUCAUCCAAUUCAUCAUCAUUUUUGCCAACGUCAAGCAACACAACCAAAACGACGUCCGAUCAAGAAGUCACCAAUCAACCUUACGCCGCGAUUGAGGUGUCGGCGUUUGCAGCGGCAGCAGCCGCGGCAGUUGCAGCAGCAGCCGCGUCAGGACCCAAUCCAUCCCUUGCCACAUCUACAUAUCUAGCGGCGGCGGCAGCAGCGGCACAAGUUCUACCGGCGACAGCUGCGAUUGCGGCCCCACAACCGCAAACAACAUCUCAAUUUGCGGCUCUACCGAUGCAAGCACCAGCGCCACCUCAAAAUUGCAUUGUCACCACACAGGUUUGUUUUUAAAAAUCAGAAAAGGGUAAUUUUCUGUUUCACAAGUAAAAAAUCCUUUUUAAAAAAUGCAUUACACUUUUGCACUGAGAAUCUUUUCAUGGAAACUUCUUACUUUUAAGUGAUUAUCGAUUUUCUCUGUUUCUAACCAGUAUAAAUUCGGUAGUAGAGAUUAGGUAAGAUUCUGAAAAUGUUUUGCCAAAUUUUCCUCGAACGAAAUUCCGUUCCAAAAUCAAAUAUUUUAUUGAAUAUCAAUUUUUUCUGUUGCCAAAACCACUUUUUUCUUGUUCUCCUCUUUUCGAAUCUUGAAUAUAAAAUGUGUCUUCAAAUGUUUAUCAGAAAACCGAGUGUUUUUUUGUCUCUUAUAAAAAGGUCUUAUCUGAACAAUAAUACAGUAUGGUGUUAUUUGCAGAAAUCUUCUGAGAAAAAGAAAAUAAGAGACGAGACAAAUUGUUUUUCGCACCAAUAUUAGUCUUCUCUUUGUUUUGUUCCCAAAACGUUAAUUGUAGAUUUCCCAAAAAGUGAAAUAUAGGGGCGGGUUUGUACCAUCUGUUGUUCUCCCCGUCUUUACGAUCAAGAUUUAUAAUUUUCACUGGUUAGGCGGUAAAUUAACUUAUUAGAUUAGCUAAUAAUGAAUCCAUAUUUGGUGAAAAAUGAAUCUAUGAAGGUAAAUUGGGUUUCCGAAAUUACCUCUUUUUAAUUCCAGUAUUUAUAUUUUAUUAUUUUCCAGAAGCUUCUCCCAUUGAGCACCAUCCAAUCAACGGAAACUGAAUCGCGCUCGUUGAAGCGCAAAACUGAUGACGAAGUGAGUUUUUUCUCCCACAAAAAUUUGUAUUAAAUCUAUAAAUAAAUUUUAUAGAAAUUGGCGACUGUCGCUUCAAAAUCAGUGGCCAAACAUCGAGCAGUUUCAUCUUCCGCUUCAUCAACCGCAACAACAAAGAUGGCUCAAAUAUCGGCAAAACCAGUCAGAAGCACCAAACCAUCUGGUGAAGGCGAAUAUCAAUUAAUAAAACAUGAAGUUUUAUUGUCCCCAUAUGGAAAUCAGUAUGAAGUGUUGGAAUUUCUUGGAAAAGGAACUUUUGGACAGGUUUGUUUUUUCCCUAAUUAAAAAAAUAUAGGUCGGAUCUACAAUUGAUUCAAAUUAUUGAUAUUAAAAUUCUGUAAAGCUAAAGAAACUUCACAGUUUCAUUCGAAAAAAAAGUGAUAAUAAGAAUCUUUAGGUUGUCAAAGCGUGGAAGAAAGGAACAAGUGAAAUAGUUGCGAUCAAAAUUUUGAAAAAGCAUCCAAGUUAUGCUCGUCAAGGUCAAAUUGAAGUUUCAAUCUUAUCCCGAUUGAGCAACGAGAAUGCGGAAGAAUUCAAUUUUGUUCGCGCCUACGAAUGUUUCAAUCACAAAAAUCACACUUGCCUCGUUUUCGAAAUGCUUGAACAAAAUCUCUAUGAUUUCCUGAAACAAAACAAGUUCAUGCCAAUGCCGCUGAAUUCAAUUCGACCAAUUUUGCAACAAGUUUUGACAGCCUUGCAUAAAUUGAAGUCACUUGGAUUGAUUCAUGCUGAUUUGAAGCCUGAAAAUAUUAUGCUUGUUGAUCCACAUCAACAACCAUUCCGUGUCAAAGUUAUUGAUUUUGGAAGCGCUUCUCAUAGAAGCAAAGCUGUAACUAACACUUAUCUACAAAGUAGAUACUAUAGGUAAUUGUUCUUUCAAUAAGAUUUUUAAAUAAACUAAACUAAAUAAAUUUUCAGAGCACCAGAAAUAAUUUUGGGUCUACCAUUCAAUGAGGCAAUCGAUAUGUGGUCACUGGGAUGUGUUAUCGCUGAACUAUUCCUUGGUUGGCCAUUAUAUCCGGGCUCCAGUGAAUUUGAUCAAAUCAGAUUUAUUGUACAAACUCAAGGAUUGCCACCAACAUCGAUGCUUGAAAACGCAUCAAAAUUACAUCGUUUUUUCAAAGAGAUGAAAAAUGAUACGAAUAGUAAUGGAGAAGUUGGAGGUGUUUAUUAUCGAUUGAAAACUGUUGACGAGUUUGAGAGUUCUGGAAUGAGCGCAAAAUCAAAAGAGACACGAAAAUAUAUUUUCAAUCAAUUGGAGGACAUUUCACGAGUAAACUAUGGUUUUGAAUCAGAACCCGUUGAACAACUCUCCGAUCGUUUGGAUCGUCAAGAAUUUGUUGAUAUUCUCAAGAGAAUGUUGGUUUUGAAUCCAGAUUUUCGAUUGUUACCUUCUGAAGGAUUGGAACAUAAAUUCACCACAAUGGGACAUCUUCGACAAUAUCAAUGUUGUAAUUAUUUCCACGAGGCUCGCAAACGAAUGGAAGCUUGUGUUCGAACCAACACUGGAAAUGUUCCGCAACCAUUGUUCCGCGGAGCACCACCAGCUACACCAAUGGCACAAGUUUUGCCAGCACUUUCGACAACACUUAACACUCCGGCUCUUCCAACUGCACCAGCUCAACCAGAUCUUGCUAACUUGAUGCAUCAUUACAAUCAAGUUGCAAAUGCUGGAACAGCAACUGCUGCUCAAUAUUUUUAUCAACCAUUGGCAGCAACAACACUUUUACCUUAUGGUCAACUACGUAAGUUGUUUUUUUCUUGUUUCUUGAUUAAUGUGAUCUGCACUGCAAGAAAAAUAGCAGGUGUUCAAUAAAACCGAAAAAUAUAAUCUGUUUUUUUUGCAGAACAUCCAUUUUCGGCAACUAGACAACCGCAUCUAUUAUCUUUCGCAACACCUGGCCAAUUUAUGCCACAAUUUGUACCAGUCUCGAUAAUGGAUCCGGCUAUGUUAGCUACACAAGCUCAAUGGCCCGGAGCCGCUGGACAAUUUGCAGUUUUAGCGGGUGGUGCGCCAGCUCCAACACUGUUACAAAAUCUUGCCCAACAACAACUCGCUCAACACAAUCCACUCAACCAGGUUUUUGCGGCAACGCCCCAGAACUUUGGGAUGCCACAGUUCCUACCGGUACCUAACAACUUCACAGCAACAGCAGCUGCGGCCGCUGCAGCCGCUGCUGCAGUCGCUUCGAAUACCGGUAAUCCAUUGAACACGGCAUACUUGGUAAGUUUUUCGCACGCAAAUUAUAAAUAAUUGAUGUGGUAUUUUUUUUUGAAGGACGAGCCUGCGUGGGCACCAGGACCAGCCGUCCCCCAACAACAAAGAAAUGGAUCAACAUUGAAUGGCGCAAAACCGGCCAAACCGAAAAAGACAUCACCAGCUGCAUCGGUUAUAACAAUGUCGAGUGAUGAUGAUAGUAACGGCGCUGGGUAAGCAAUUUUGAGAGGGAUCUUUGAGAGUACGGUAGCGGGAGGAAUAGUUUUUUCUCUCUGGAAAAUUGAGAAUUUCAUAUGUGAAUCCAAAAAAAUAUAUUUGGCACACCAGAUUUCUGAAAAGUGCUUUGAAAUUAGAAAUGAAAACGUUUAUUUUCCGAAAAUAUGUUGAAAUUCGAACACUAAGAUCUUCACUUUUAAAAUUACAAAAUUGACUUUUAAUUUCUGAAAAAAAUGUAUAUAUUCUUCCAGUACCAAUAGAACUUAUCCAUAAACAAAAUUUAUUGAUCAGAAUCAAAAUGUGAUCACAAAAUCUAUAAUAAUUUGAUUUUUCAGAUCGUCAGGAACUAGCACAGCAGCUGUGGCAGCAACACGAGAUGCAGCAGUUCCAGCAAUCGCUCAACCAGUUGCACUACAACCCGAAGUAAAAAUCAAUCAAUUCAACGGUGACGCUCGAACUGCCGUUGUUCGCCCAUUGGAUGUUGCCAAGCAAAAUCCAAUCAAUUUUGACAAUGCAAAUUCGGCGGCAGGAGCUGCAGCACUUUUGAAACCAAUGUAUGAUGGAUUAUAUGCAGCCAACCUGUAUGAAGGAAUGCACGCUCAUCUAUUUGAUGCAGUCGCAAUGCAAAAGCCAACACUCAACGGAAAUCCUGGCUUGUUGCCAAACCCAUUUUUAGACCCAAAAACAUUUGCGGCAAGAAAUAUUCAUUAG